GCAAGUAAACACGAAUGUUUUGAAAAGAAGUAAACACGUUUCUUGUGGAAAAACUUGGAACGUUUGGAUGAUUGAAAAUUUUCUUCCCUUUUAAUUAACUUUUUCUUUUGAGAUGGGGAAAUAUAAAAUUGGUGACAUUGCUGCCUCUCUUCCAAAGCCGAAAACUCCAACAACUAAGUCUGGGAUGAAAUUACAAGCUUUGUUUAGUGAGUUUCAUGAUAAAUAUAAAACCAAUGAUGCUCAAGACAAACCCCAGAUUGACAAAAAAUCAACCAAGGUAUUGUCUGCAGAUCCUAAAGUGGCCAUGGAAAAAUCCAAGCCAGGCAAAGGGAAGAAACGAAAACUGUCAUCUGAAAAUACUACUAGUGUUACAGGAAAUACAAAAGGCCAUAAAAAGGAGGUUAAGGAUCACAUAGUGUCUUCUGUUGUUGACUCGGAACAUUUUCCAAAGAAGAAAAAAAUGAAAGGAAAUCGAGACAGUACUACUACUAAUUCUCAUACAUAUUUUACUGAUGAAUCCGCCAACAAAGACACUUUUCCCCUAAAACAUAAAAAGAAACAUGCAAAAGCUAAAAUAAAGGAUGCUUUGAAUUCAAUUGAUGAACACUCAAGUUUUAAAGAAAACGAAAGAAAUUUGAAAAAACAGAAGAAAAAUGUCUUUGAGCCUGAAAGUUUUCCUAGAAGAAAAAAAUUAAAAAAAUCUCAAGAAUUUCGAUCAAAUUCUAGUUUUGAAUCAUUUAAUAAGAAUAAUUCCUCUAGUUCAAGCAUUACUGAUGUGAAUAGUUCUACUGGUAAGCAUACUAAUUUUAAGGGUGCUAAAAACCAUGCUCAAAAACAAAAUGAAAAUAGUUUUGAACCUAAAAGUUUCCCUUGGAAAAAGAAUUAUAGUGACUCUCAAGAAUUUCAAUCCAAUGCUAAUAGUAAAUCAUUCAAUAAAAGGCAUCAAUCAAAUGAUAAGUUUAAUAAUAAAGUUAAUGUCUCCAGUAAAACUUCCAUGUUUGAAUCUGGUUCUCCAUUCCGAGACAAUCUGGAUUCAAAUAAGAUGGUGGGAGAUGUAGAUACUUCUGGUGAUAGUACAAAAGGAACAACUUCUAAAAAACUGAAGAAAAAGAAUAAAAAGCAAACUAAAAAGGGGGAUGUGUCUUCCUCCCACAUUGUGUUUAAUGAAAAGAAACAAUCAGAAAGUAACUUUGCAGCAAAACCAAAGGAAAAAAUAGCUGCAAAGCAAACAAUUGAUAGCAAUCAGUCUAAUUCAAAGAGAAAAUUGGAAGCAAAAUUAUUGAGUGAAGAUUUUAUUCCAUUGAAUGUGAGUAAACCUGAAGAUCCUGCUGAAAAAACUGAAAGGACUGUUUUUGUUGGAAAUCUCCCUAAGACUGUCCAGAAAAAGGAGCUGUUGAAAAUGUUUAAUCCCUUUGGUUCCAUUCAAAGCAUGCGUCUUAGAGGUGCAAUACCGCGAAAAGAAACGAUCUCCAAAAAGGUUGCUGGAAAAACAGGAAAAUACCAUGAAGCCAUUCAUUCAAUCAAAGCAUACAUUGUUUUUGAAGAACAGAAAAGUGCAAAGAAGGCCUUAGUUUUGAAUGGAUCUCUCUUAAAUGGCCGUCACAUUGUUGUUGAUGCUGCUGCAAAUUCAACUGAAAAGUCCUAUGAGGAUAAACGAUCAAUUUUUAUUGGAAAUUUACCCUAUGAUGUAGAUGAUGAGGCAGUUUGGACUGCAUUUGACAACUGUGGUAAAAUAGAUAGAGUGAGAAUUAUUAGAGAUUGUGUUACUGGUGUAGGCAAAGGAUUUGGAUAUGUUUCAUUUAGUAGCACUCAAGCAAAAGAAAAUGCUCUUUCUCUAGAAGGUGUGCAAAUUAGUGGUCGGACAAUUAGGAUAAAAGCAGUAGAGUCCAAGCAGCAAAUGGAAAAACAAAAUAAUAACCGGAGAGAAUUUCAUCAUUUUAAACAACAUGCCCUGAAAAUUAAAAAAGAGAAAUCAGAAAAUUCUAAUUGCAGAAAAUCAACAAAGAAGAUCAUGAAAUUGCAAAAGAAAAUAGCUAAAAAGAAGAAAAUAGCUCAAAUAUUUGGAAAUGUUUGAAUUUUAGUAAAAUCUUUAAUUGCUUUAAUUGUUUUCUCUCAUUUCACAUAAAGUAUUUUUAAAAUCUUA
Messenger RNA from Uloborus diversus, 2143 nucleotides. RefSeq names its product RNA-binding protein 34-like. Lineage: Eukaryota; Metazoa; Arthropoda; Arachnida; Araneae; Uloboridae. The record is from RefSeq and is a predicted model, not a curated record. The coding region runs from base 113 to 2074 and encodes 653 amino acids. Gene Ontology annotation, molecular function: mRNA binding. The transcript is spliced from 11 exons.